Messenger RNA from Pyricularia oryzae 70-15, 1662 nucleotides. RefSeq names its product mannosyl-oligosaccharide 1,2-alpha-mannosidase IB. Gene Ontology annotation, molecular function: calcium ion binding; mannosyl-oligosaccharide 1,2-alpha-mannosidase activity. Gene Ontology annotation, biological process: carbohydrate metabolic process; N-glycan processing. Lineage: Eukaryota; Fungi; Ascomycota; Sordariomycetes; Magnaporthales; Pyriculariaceae. Gene Ontology annotation, cellular component: endoplasmic reticulum; Golgi membrane. The transcript has a single exon. The record is from RefSeq and is a predicted model, not a curated record. The coding region runs from base 1 to 1662 and encodes 553 amino acids.
AUGGCACGCCUACUGUCGUACAUCUUUGUGCUCGGGGGCCUCUUCCUGGGCGCCCUGUCUGGCUCCGCAAACGGGGCCUCUGCUCAGGAACUGGCAUACCCCAAGCAGAAAGGCAGCAACUAUGACUACACCGGAUUCGAAAGCAACCAGACGGCGCGGGCGCAGGCCGUGGUGGAGAUGUUCCGGUACGCCUGGAAUGCGUACCACGUGCACGCGUUCCCGCACGACUCGCUGCGGCCGCUGUAUGGCAACUACUCGGACGACCGUGGCGGCUGGGGCGUGACGGCGGUGGACGGGCUCGACACGGCCAUCAUCAUGGAGCAGACGGACAUUGUCAACACCAUCCUGGAGCACGUGCGCACCAUCAAUUUCACAAAGACCAACACGCCAAAGCCUUCAAAGAUUAGCCUCUUCGAGACCAACAUCCGCUACCUCGGCGGUCUGCUUUCGGCCUACGACCUGCUAAAGGGCCCCUUUAGCCACCUGCAGGUCAAGGCGGAAAGCGUGGACGUGCUGCUCAGGCAGGCCAAGAGCCUGGCCGACACGCUCAAGUUCGCGUUCAACACCAAGAGCGGAAUCCCCGUGGGGCAGCUCUUCAUCGAGAACCAGACGUUCAGCGACGACAACAAGCUGGACAGCGGGGCGCAGUCGGCCGGGCUGGCGGAGCUGGGCACGCUGGUGCUGGAGUGGCAGCGGCUGUCGGACCUGACGGGCGACGCGCAGUACGGGCGGCUGGCGCAAAAGGCCGAGAGCUACUUCCUCAAGCCGUCGUCCGAGGUGUGGCCGGGGCUGACGGGCGGGCAGUUCAACUGCGACACGGGCGAGAUCCUGGACCGGUACGGCGGGUGGACGUCGGGCAACGACUCGGCGUACGAGUACCUGGUCAAGAUGUACGUCUACGACCCGGAGCGCUACGCCCACUACGGCGAGCGCUUCACCAAGGCCGCCGACUCCACCGUCGCCCACCUGCUGUCGCACCCCUCGUCCCGCCCGGACCUGACCAUGGUGACCACCUUUGCCGGCACGCGCCAGGUCAACUACACCGAGUCGCUGGCCUGCUUCAUCGGCGGCUCCUUCAUCCUGGGCAGCACGGCGCUAGCCCGGCCCGACUGGCUGCAGCACGGCCUCGACUUUAGCGAGUACUGCGCCAACGGCUACCGCCAGACCGCCUCGGGCAUCGGCCCGGCCCUCUACAGCUGGGACCUGCAGGACCUCAAGACCAACCGCGCCGUCGCCAACCAGACCGCCUUUUACGCCAAGGCCGGCUUCUACCUGCAGGACGGCUACAGCAUCGCCGGCCAGGCCCCCGAGGCCGUCGAGAGCUGGUACUACGCCUACCAGUGGACCGGCGACCGCUACUGGCGCGACGUCGCCUGGGCCGCCACCCUGGCCCAGAACCGGACCAUGCGCGUCCCGGGCGGCAGGGGCUUCGGCUACGUCAGGGACGUCCUCAGGGAGGACGGCGGCGGCGUCCUGGGCGCCAUCAUGCAGAGCUUCAUGCUGGCCGAGACCCUCAAGUACCAGUACCUCAUCCAGGCCGAGAAGAAGGGCGAGUGGGACGUCGGCGCCACCGCCAACCCGGGCCGCGGCGACAACAAGAACUUUUUUGUCUACAACACCGAGGCCCAUCCGCUGAGGGUCGCCGCCAAGACGCCUGUUUGA